Heterostelium album PN500 is the source of this 1158-nucleotide messenger RNA. Its product is annotated as ubiquitin family protein. The transcript has a single exon. Gene Ontology annotation, molecular function: protein tag activity; ubiquitin protein ligase binding. The coding region runs from base 1 to 1158 and encodes 385 amino acids. NCBI's taxonomy places the organism in Eukaryota, Evosea, Eumycetozoa, Acytosteliales, Acytosteliaceae. Gene Ontology annotation, biological process: protein ubiquitination; modification-dependent protein catabolic process. The record is from RefSeq and is a predicted model, not a curated record. Gene Ontology annotation, cellular component: nucleus; cytoplasm.
AUGCAAAUUUUUGUUAAAACUCUUACUGGUAAGACCAUCACCUUAGAGGUUGAAGGUUCUGAUACCAUUGAAAAUGUAAAGACCAAGAUUCAAGAUAAGGAAGGUAUUCCACCCGACCAACAACGUCUUAUUUUCGCCGGUAAACAAUUAGAAGAUGGAAGAACUCUCUCAGACUACAACAUCCAAAAGGAGUCAACUCUACAUUUAGUACUCAGACUCCGUGGUGGUAUGCAAAUUUUCGUCAAGACUUUGACUGGUAAGACCAUCACCUUAGAGGUCGAAGGUUCUGAUACCAUCGAGAAUGUCAAGACCAAGAUUCAAGGAUACCGAGCUCGAAUGGUAUUCCACCCGAUCAACCAACGUUUGAUCUUUGCCGGUAAACAAUUAGAAGAUGGAAGAACUCUUUCAGAUUACAAUAUCCAGAAGGAGUCAACUCUUCACUUAGUACUCAGACUCCGUGGUGGUAUGCAAAUCUUCGUCAAGACUUUGACUGGUAAGACUAUUACUCUCGAAGUCGAAGGUUCCGAUACCAUCGAGAAUGUCAAGACCAAGAUUCAAGACAAGGAAGGUAUUCCACCCGAUCAACAACGUCUCAUCUUUGCCGGAAAGCAAUUGGAGGAUGGUCGUACUCUCUCAGACUACAACAUCCAAAAGGAGUCAACUCUUCACUUAGUACUUAGACUCCGUGGUGGUAUGCAAAUUUUCGUCAAGACUUUGACUGGUAAGACUAUUACCCUUGAGGUCGAAGGUUCCGACACCAUCGAAAACGUCAAGACCAAGAUUCAAGACAAGGAAGGUAUCCCACCCGACCAACAACGUUUGAUCUUUGCCGGAAAGCAAUUAGAAGAUGGUCGUACUCUCUCAGAUUACAACAUCCAGAAGGAGUCAACACUCCAUUUGGUACUUAGACUCCGUGGUGGUAUGCAAAUAUUCGUCAAGACUUUGACUGGUAAGACCAUCACCCUCGAAGUAGAAGGUUCCGACACCAUCGAGAAUGUCAAGACCAAGAUUCAAGACAAGGAAGGUAUUCCACCCGAUCAACAACGUCUUAUUUUCGCCGGUAAACAAUUAGAAGAUGGAAGAACUCUUUCCGAUUACAACAUUCAGAAGGAAUCAACUCUUCACUUGGUACUUCGUCUCCGUGGUGGUUCUCAAUAA